GCGCGCGGUGAUCGCCUCCCCCGAGGAGGAGGCGCCUCGACGGGGGCCUCCUUUCUUGUUUUCUCCCCCACCCCCUCCCCCGUAAUUACAUUGGCUGCUGGAGGGGACCGGGAGAGACGGAGGAGGCGCCUCGCUGCCCCCGCGCGCCCGCCACCCCUGCUCUUUCCCGUCCUGGGCCAGGAUGACUGGAGUCUUUGACAGUCUGGUGGCUGAUAUGCACUCAACCCAGAUCGCGGCCUCCAGCACGUACCACCAGCACCAGCCGCCCCCGAGCGGUGGCGGCGCCGGCCCGGGCGGCGGCGGCGGCAGCAACAGCAGCCUCCACAAGCCCCAGGAGUCGCCCACCCUCCCGGUGUCCACAGCCACCGACAGCAGCUACUACACCAACCAGCAGCACCCGGCGGGCGGCGGCGGCGGGGGCUCGCCCUACGCGCACAUGGGCUCCUACCAGUACCACGCCGGCGGCCUCAGCAGCGUCCCUUACUCCGCCAAGAGCGGCUACGACCUGGGCUACACCGCCGCCUACACCUCCUACGCGCCCUACGGGACCAGUUCGUCCCCAGCCAACAACGAGCCUGAGAAGGAGGACUUGGAGCCUGAAAUCCGGAUAGUGAACGGGAAGCCAAAGAAAGUCCGGAAACCCCGCACCAUAUACUCCAGUUUCCAGCUGGCAGCUCUUCAGCGGCGUUUCCAAAAGACUCAGUACCUGGCACUGCCCGAGCGAGCCGAGUUGGCGGCGUCUCUGGGCCUCACCCAGACUCAGGUGGGGCUCGCGCCCUGUGGGGGCGAGAAGGGCACUGGCCUAGGACGCGCCCUGUGGGGGCGAGAAGGGCACUGGCCUAGGGGAGCAGGCGGGUUCAGGACCUCGUUUUUAGCGUGUGUGUUACGGGGUUUUAAGGCUGUCUAGGCCCGCGCCUCGGGCGGCCUCAGCUUCUAGGCCCAAUGCUGAAAAGCCCGAGGGGCCGCCGCGUGGGAGGGAAGGAAAGGGACCCGGUGGGCAGAAAGCCGCGCAUCUCUAGCUACUGAUUAAGCGGGCGAAAUAACUGGCCCUCCUGACCCCCUCCCGCUGUCACCGUCACCUCGGUGCACACACAUCAGCAGUCUUGG
Molecule: messenger RNA, 1107 nt
Organism: Carlito syrichta (Philippine tarsier)
Lineage: Eukaryota; Metazoa; Chordata; Mammalia; Primates; Tarsiidae
Gene: DLX2
Product: distal-less homeobox 2
Exons: 2
Coding region: 182-907 (241 amino acids)
Biological process (GO): negative regulation of transcription by RNA polymerase II; embryo development; cell differentiation
Molecular function (GO): RNA polymerase II cis-regulatory region sequence-specific DNA binding; DNA-binding transcription factor activity, RNA polymerase II-specific
Source: RefSeq, a predicted model, not a curated record